UCCAAACCACCACAGUGUUCCAUUCUAGGAAAUUGUUUCCUCUUCUUUUUGGCUUUGUUUGUUAAUUUUUUUUCUUCAUUUCAGUUCAUUCUGAUACCUCUUUGCUGGAUUUUGCAAACUAAUUACAGCUUUGAGAAAGUUUUUCUUUGAAUUCCUUUCUCGAUCUCUUCAGUUUUUCUUCGAAUUGGAUUUUGCAAACUAAUUACAGCUUUGAUAUCUGAUAUCUCUUUCUCUUUUUACUGGUUGAGCCACAUAAGCAUUAAUCCAUUCGAGCAGGGCAGUUUUUUAUGGGAAACUUACCUCGAGCAGGAGGUGAGUCGGCCGUUCUUUGCGGCGGUGAGCAGGGCAGUCUUCACGGCGAUUGCUGCUUGCGAGGGCGACUGGCGAGGGCGAUCUGCUUGCGGCGGCGAGCUGCUUGCGCCGACGGGACGGAAGCGCUGGCGAUGGUUGACGGCGCCGCUCUCCCUCUAUCCUUUCGUUUGUUCAGGUCGAAGAACUGGAGAAAGAAAAGGAAAGGUAGGGUUUUCAGUUUUGUUUGGCUGGCGGCUGACCAAUUCUAAUUUUUUUUUAGGGUUAAUUAAACGGCCGAACCGAGCGACCGGCUCGAGCGGUUAACCGCUUCGGCCGCUCGCCAGCCGCCGUAUUAAACCGUGGCGGCUAAAUAGCUGAUCCGAGCCGGUUUUGCGGCCGGAUGGCGGCUUUGGCGGUCCAGCCGGCCGGCUCGGUUCGGCUUUGACAGCACUGCAUAUAAGAAUGCUACCAUAAAAUCACACGAAUUAGAAAGAAAUAGUCAUCCCAAAUUAAUACUACUCGUUGGCUAAUUAAUAUUGUAGGAAUAAUUAAUUAAGUCAAAUUUGCAUGCCUCCACUCCACACCUCUGAAUUGAUGCUAGUCCAUUUUGGCAGUCUGUUAUUUGGUUGAGAGAUCCAUACAACAUGAUAUGAUAAAGCGUAUGGGUGCAA
This is a messenger RNA of Linum trigynum, 962 nucleotides long. Lineage: Eukaryota; Viridiplantae; Streptophyta; Magnoliopsida; Malpighiales; Linaceae. The record is from the annotation of a GenBank genome assembly.